ACUCAGACUUUCAGCAGGUCACAGGACACUUUUCCGCCUGUUACUAAGAUGUUCAAUGUACCAUAACCACCAAGGAGCCAGGAAGGAUAAAAGAGCAAAAGGAAUAACAAGUUUGAGAGAAUCAACUCAGAUAAAAGGAACUAUUUAAAAAAGAUUGUACUGUCCGUUCAAUUAAAAUAUUUAACCUAGAAAGGCAAAAAUAUCUAAUACAACAGAAGAAAGCUUCACCUGCUGUAGAAUAAAGGCAGGCUCUACUGACCUGGCAUUUUGCUGAAAAAGCCAUCUUCUUGCAAGAUUUUGCUUGUCAGCAUUUGGCCGCUGCUGAUGAGACACUGUCAGGACCCACUACCCCAAGAGUCGCUGUGGGGAGAAUAGCAAAGUUACAUCAUGAAUAUCAAUUUCAAACAACAGCCUGAGCCUGAGUUCAACUACAAAGUAAUAACACAGAGAAGUCCGAGUGAUUCUUCUUUUGGAAGAUCAAGUGGAACUUAUUUUCUCUCCAGACACAUCCCACAUCCCAAGACAGUCUGCCAUAUUCAAGGGUUAAAUAACGCACCUGUCUGUGUUGUGAGAGAUGCAGGGAGUUUUUCAAGACCAUACCAGGCUGUCGGCAAAAUCCUAAUCCCACAGCGAGAAUAUGAUCAGCAACAUGGGCUAACUGGGCAAGGCAUGGGCACGCCAUCUCCUAGCAGCACUACACUAAGCCUCCAGGCUUAUCCACACAUUGGGAAAGGUCCAUUGCGACCAGGUUCACAGCCUGGAAGAGAAGAAACGGCUGAGUUCUCUAAAAGGUCAAAAGACUCGCUUGUUUUACUGAGAAAGGAAGAUCCUUUGAAAAAACAACCAGCUCGUCCUCUGACUGCAGUUGGCCAUGAGAUCCAUCCUUCUCUUACCCGUCCCUCUUCUCCAGCCCGUUUUAUGCAUUACAAGCCAGAAGUCAGAGAGAAUAUGAACUAUGUUCCAAACUAUCUGGAUCAGGAAAUAAAAGUCUUGGAAAAACUCCGUGACAUUCUACAGACAGACUCCCUUGCAGAGAUCCAAGAGUGGCUGGCAAGGGCAAGUAUAAGAGAGAAAGAGUUUGUAUCAAAUUUGAUCCGCUCAGAAAUGACUAGCAGGGACUUGCUGAAUUAUCGGCAAAAUACGCCAAAAGGAAGUACCGUGGAGAACUGGAAUGUGCAUGAUACCAUGAAGCCUUCCCAUGCCCCUUGGACAGAACCAAGGGAAGAAGUGAACAAGUUCAGGCCUUCAAGUAAAGCAUCAGAAGCAAGUAAAGGAAUGGAACAAGAAAGGGAGAGAGAUGGUCAUUUGUCCACAAGAGGGGAGAGACUUACAAUCCCAAUUUCUGAAAACGUACACAGAGGAAGGUGCCACAGUCCUUCCUUAGCGCUCCGACAGAAGCCCCACCUCCGCUACAGCAAGUUACCCACUGAUCAGAGAGAUCUUACUGCCAGAGAAUAACUUCCUCUUUAAAGCUUCUGAAACAGCACAACUGUUCCCUUCAAGUAUUACCAUAUGUACUAUUAGCAGCAAUAAUUACAAACAUACCUAACGCUGGCUUCCCCUUUAAAAACAAAAACUUGUGUUAAUUUCAUUUAGUCCGUAAGUGUUUCACCAAAGACCACUGAAGAGUAUAUACAGAAUGACUUCUCCAGAAACUUUUGGAUAUUUCAUUCAAAAUGCCUAUACAAGUAAGAUUAAGAGAACUGUAAAUAAAAGAUGUUUCAUCUACCCUGCAAGACUCUUAACACAGGCAUUUUAUCUUUAAGGAAACCUAAAUUUGCUAUUAACUUGGAACAUCAAGUGAAGAGAGUAUCCACUGCUGUUAUGCUUUCUAGCCUCUCUGAAAUGAUGCACUGUACAGCAACUGGGCAGUACUAUAUUACACCUUGAUUACAACUUUAGCUGUGGGUGGAGUUGUAACCACAGAACUAAUCUUUUUCUCUGCAUUCUAGAGUAUAUUAUAUGACACCAUAAGAGAGAGUCGCAACUUGAUCAAAAAAACCUCAGGCAACACAUUUAAAAGCUCUGUUAGUCUAUAAGGUGCCACAGGAUUCUUUGCUGCAUUUAAAAGCUUGGCAGCUGACUUGCCCCCUAACACGUAUGUGCAUAUAUACACGUUUGUGCACAGGGGUCAGGCCCACAAAUGGAUACAUUGUGUGUGGAUAUGCCAACUGCUCAUGUAAUUAUAGAGAUACAUGGGCACAUGUAUGUUUUGCAAGGUGCAAGUCACACACCAGUUUUUGAAAAGCUGACCCUAAAUUUUCAAUCCUAGCUCACUAGAAAAAGCAUGACUACAGGCAGAAUGACAUGCUCUCUGCAAAAAGAGUAAGCGAUUAUCUAGAUCAAUCCCUCUCAUAAUAGCUGAGAAGUGUCACAUAUUUAACACUGGGGGUGAGGUGGGGGGGGGAAGGGGAAUGAGGGGAAAGAAAGGGAGGACAAAAAGCCCCAACAAAACCAACUAAAUAAGCCCGAGAUCACAGAAAUGGUGGCAAGCGCAGCCUAUUUAAAACUGGAACCAUUUAUUGAAACCCUACCUUAACCCACCCUUUUGGGCAUGUUUGGAUAAGAGAAGUCACACCUCUGUUUUUGGUUCACUAAAAGAUCUAGGCCAGAGAUUCUCAACCUUUGGUCUGCGGCUCCCUGGUUAACAAAACAACAGAAUGGUUACAUGAUGCUAUCACACCUUGUUUGCACCUAAGUCACAUUGAAAAGAAAGGAAACAAUUUGAAAUCUUUUAAAUUAAUACUAAUUUUCCAUGUAAGCAAUUGCUAUUGUUGCUCCAGGAGUAAAGGACAACAGGGAAAGUUAAGGAUGAAGAGAAAACAACUGAAAUCUCUUGGUUGAGUUGAUAUUUUAUUUCAUUACUUACCUUUGUUCUUUAAAGUAAAUAAUAAAAAGUCAGCUUCAAGAACAGUAGAACAAGCCCAAUCUAACAGAGUAUGAGAGAGUCAUUACUGAACAAUUGAUGGCAACAAUGCUAAUGUGUCCUUUCAGUAGCAUGCUUAACUUUCCUCUGAAGCUGCUUGUGGUCCUGGUAGGUUAUUGAGCAAAUAUAUUAGAGUGAGAAGUGUAUUGGUUUACAAAGACAACUACAAUCAACAACAUUUUAUAAGUUUUUUUUUCCAAUACCGUCUGUACUUAUUUGCAUAAGAACAUAAAGCUAGUCCCCCGCCAAAUCUGCCUCAUUGAAGAUAAGUUGUAAGAUAUGUACACUCACACAUGUGGCAAAAGUGCUUCAAUAAAUAUAUUUAACAGGUUAAAUAGUCCUUUAACAUAUUAGUGACAACCCAUUGUACUUAAUCCAAUUUUUGACUGAUCCUAAUAAAAAUGCU
Messenger RNA from Mauremys reevesii (Reeves's turtle), 3332 nucleotides. RefSeq names its product chromosome 5 C4orf17 homolog (gene C5H4orf17). The record is from RefSeq and is a predicted model, not a curated record. NCBI's taxonomy places the organism in Eukaryota, Metazoa, Chordata, Testudines, Geoemydidae. The coding region runs from base 388 to 1458 and encodes 356 amino acids. The transcript has 9 exons.